CAUAGGAGAGGAGGAGAAGAAGGACAUUUAUCCUUCGCUCCCUUCCUCGCUCCCUCCCUCCCAUUGGUCAUGAUAUCCUGGGACUGGCUAAGGGGAGCGUCCCUGCUGCUGGCGUUCCACGCCUCCGUCUCCAUGGUGAUGCUUGGGAACGGCAACCACAGUAACGGUACGGGCCCCGGCUGGGAUGGUAUUCUGGAGAAGUACUUUGUUGAGGAGGGGGACUGGUGGCAGGCCAAGCAGAGAGGGAAGAGGGCCAUCACAGAUACAGACAUGACUGCAAUAUUGGAUCUGCACAACAAGCUGAGAGGACAAGUCUACCCACCUGCUUCAAAUAUGGAAUACAUGGUGUGGGAUACAGAGUUGGAGCGUACAGCAGAGGAGUGGGCUGAGACGUGUCUGUGGGACCAUGGUCCUGCUAGUCUGCUUCCCCAGAUAGGACAGAACCUGGGAGCUCACUGGGGGUGGCCACGCCCCCCCACGUCCCAUGUGCAGGCCUGGUAUGAUGAGGUGGGGGACUAUUCCUUCCCUUACCCCCAGGAGUGUAACCCCUACUGCCCCUUCAGAUGUUCCGGCCCGGUCUGCACCCACUACACACAGUUGGUGUGGGCGACCAGCAGCAGGAUAGGCUGUGCCAUCAACAUGUGCUACAACAUGAACGUCUGGGGUCAUAUCUGGGCUAAAGCCGUCUACCUGGUCUGCAACUACUCACCCAAGGGGAACUGGUGGGGUCAUGCCCCCUACAAACACGGCACCCCCUGCUCCGCCUGCCCCCCCAGCUACGGAGGAGGAUGCAAGGACAACCUCUGCUACAAAGACGAAGGUACAGAGUCACAGAGACCUCAGGAGGAAACAGAGGAAAACAAUUCCAUCGAACCUGAGGCCCCCCAGAGCCCCCAGAAGCCACGCGCCAGGUCCCCCCAGCCAAAGCUCCCCCCGCUGGCACAGACCCCCACCCCCCCCACCACCCCCCCACCAGAGGAGCGGGAGAGGAACAAGGUGGUCAAUACACAGCAGAUGUCUCAGCUUGUGACCUGUGACACUAAGCUACGAGAUCAGUGCAAAGGAACCACGUGCAACAGGUACGAGUGUCCUGCCGGCUGUCUAGACUCCACAGGGAAGGUGGUUGGGACAGUACACUAUGAGAUGCAGUCCAGUAUCUGCCGUGCUGGCAUCCACUCUGGAGUGGUAGAUAAGGAUGGAGGAUGGCUGGACGUCACCAGACAAGGCAGGAAGGACUUCUUCAUCAAGUCCAACAAGAAUGGAAUUCAGUCUCUAGGGAAGUAUCAGAGCGCCAACGCUUUCAUCAUCUCCAAAGUAACAGUGAAAGCUAUCACCUGUGAGACCACGGUGGCUCAGAUGUGUUCAUAUCAAAAACUUGUAAAGCACUGUCCAAGGUUAUAUUGCCCCCGGAACUGCAUGGAAGAGAACCCUAACAUAUCACGGGUCAUCGGAACCAGAAUCUAUUCAGAUAGGUCCAGUAUAUGCCGGGCAGCGGUCCACGCAGGGGUGCUUCAGAACGAUGUGGGUGGCUACAUCGAUGUGAUGCCAGUAGACAAGCGUAAACAGUACAUUGCCUCGUACCAAAACGGCAUUACUUCCGAGAGUCUUCAGAACCCACCAGGAGGAAAGGCAUUCCGGGUGUUUGCUGUGAUCUGAGUGUUCCAUGUUCUGACUGAGUGUUCCGUAUUCUGACUGAGUGUUCCGUGUUUUGACUGAGUGUUCCGUGUUUUGACUGAGUGUUCCAUGUUCUGACUGAGUGUUCCGUGUUUUGACUGAGUGUUCCAUGUUCUGACUGAGUGUUCCAUGUUCUGACUGAGUGUUCCGUGUUUUGACUGAGUGUUCCGUGUUUUGACUGAGUGUUCCAUGUUCUGACUGAGUGUUCCAUGUUCUGACUGAGUGUUCCGUGUUCUGACUGAGUGUUCCGUGUUCUGACUGAGUGUUCCGUGUUCUGACUGAGUGUUCCGUGUUUUGACUGAGAUUUCCAUGUUCUGACUGAGUGUUCCGUGUUCUGACUGAGUGUUCCGUGUUCUGACUGAGUGUUCCGUGUUCUGACUGAGUGUUCCAUGUUCUGACUGAGUGUUCCGUGUUCUGACUGAGUGUUCCGUGUUCUUACUGAGUGUUCCGUGUUUUGACUGAGUGUUCCAUGUUCUGACUGAGUGUUCCGUGUUCUGACUGAGUGUUCCGUGUUCUGAGGACAGGGGUUCCAUCUUUCCUCUCUCACCAAACACAUAAUCACUCAUCUCUGCUGUCUGUACCAGAAAAUGACUGAAACACUUUUCUGGCCUUUUCACUACCCACGAGGUCAGAAGGCGUCUCCACGGAAACUAAAGAAAAUGGACAUAAACAAACACAGGUACGGGCAGCACUGACUUAAGAGAGACGGCAGAGAGGAAGGUUGAUGCUCAGUGCAGUAACGUUUCAAUGUUUUAAUGUUGUCUGGUUCAUUUUAUAAACAGUAUAUAUUUGACAUAAUUGCAAGCAGUACUUUAUACUGUAC
Coregonus clupeaformis (lake whitefish) is the source of this 2497-nucleotide messenger RNA. Its product is annotated as cysteine-rich secretory protein LCCL domain-containing 1-like. Lineage: Eukaryota; Metazoa; Chordata; Actinopteri; Salmoniformes; Salmonidae. The record is from RefSeq and is a predicted model, not a curated record. The transcript has 14 exons. Gene Ontology annotation, cellular component: extracellular region. The coding region runs from base 70 to 1656 and encodes 528 amino acids.